Molecule: messenger RNA, 986 nt
Organism: Gambusia affinis (western mosquitofish)
Lineage: Eukaryota; Metazoa; Chordata; Actinopteri; Cyprinodontiformes; Poeciliidae
Gene: cmc1
Product: C-x(9)-C motif containing 1
Exons: 4
Coding region: 135-458 (107 amino acids)
Cellular component (GO): mitochondrion
Source: RefSeq, a predicted model, not a curated record
AGCGGCCUAUCCCCCGGGUGUUUCUGGGAUUUGUAGUUCAGAGACCACAAAAUGGCGUCAGCGGAAGUCUUGGAGCAUACACGAGCUAGGUCACAUUGGUGCCGUUUUGUAAUGUUUUGAGCAGCUCUGCUACGAUGGAGGCAACAAACACAGAGGAAGUCCCUCUAAGGCACGUGGAGAAGGAUGUUCUGAUCCCCAAGAUGAUGAGGGAGAAAGCCAAGGAGCGCUGUGCAGAAAGAGUUGAAGCCUUCAACAGCUGCUGCAAAGAGUCCGGCUUCUUUAUGGCGUUUAAGUGUCGAGAAGAAAACUCAGCCCUGAAGGAAUGCCUGACACAACACUACCAGGAUCCGGCGUUUUUCGAGGAGUGCAAACGACUGUACAUUCAAGAAAAACUGGAAUUUCAGCAGACGGGGAUACCGGCCAAGAACAGGACCCAGAAACUUCCAACCAGCAUGUAACACUCAAAAUGAUAACCACACGUCUUUCUUCAGACUCCAGGAAUUCUGGGUGCACUUCGGCCAAGUGUGCUUCUCAUACUCACUACAAGACUGCAUUGUGUGAAAAUCUUUGGCAUAUUUACCAUUUCUUUGGUUUGCAGUAGUGGAUUUUAUUCAAAUGAUCUUGUUUAAUGUCCAGUCCAACUGUAUAACGAGUCAUAGGUGAAGUAUGAAGAAAAAAUGACUACACAGGAUCAGUCCUGGGAAAUUCCUGGGACUGCAGUAUUUUAACCUGGAUGUUGCAUUUCCAGGUUAAAGUGUUGUAUAUGUGCUAAUUCGACUGGAUCAGUUGUAUCAAUGUCUCUGCUUGUUGUAUUUGCUUUGUCAUCAGCGCGAGACAUUGUGUGUUGCUUUUUGAAGAAUCAGAAAAAUAUUUGAAUGUUACAAAGAGAAAAGCUUAAAACAACCACUUGUAAUUAUGUGACGUUGUACAUAAUUUGUUUUCAGUAUAGGAAAAAAUUAUCAGAAUUAAAAAUAAAUGAAAAUGAA